Messenger RNA from Chanos chanos (milkfish), 2043 nucleotides. RefSeq names its product gamma-glutamyltransferase 7 (gene ggt7). Gene Ontology annotation, cellular component: plasma membrane. The coding region runs from base 1 to 2043 and encodes 680 amino acids. Gene Ontology annotation, molecular function: glutathione gamma-glutamate hydrolase. The transcript has 15 exons. Gene Ontology annotation, biological process: glutathione catabolic process. The record is from RefSeq and is a predicted model, not a curated record. Lineage: Eukaryota; Metazoa; Chordata; Actinopteri; Gonorynchiformes; Chanidae.
AUGUAUACGCCCACUGCCGAUGCCGUGGCCGGAUAUUCGACGGGCACUAUGGUGGAUAAGGAUGCGAGCCAGGAGACGACGUUGGGUAGUGCCUACUCACCGGUGGAUUACAUGAGCAUCACCAGCUUCCCCCGGCUUCCUGAGGACGAUGUACUUUCUGCAGAGAAUACUCUGAAGUCGCGCAAGGAUGAUGAUAAUUUCCUUAGCGAGCAAGACACAGACCCUGACCUGUUCUUGAAAUCGGCACGACUGCAGAGGUUACCCUCCUCUGCUUCUGACCUGGCCAGCCAUGACAUAUCACCCCUUAGAGAGACCCACCGUGACCCGCUGGCUGAUGACUGCAGCUGCCAGAGGGACGGUCUCACAGUCAUCAUCACAGCCUGUCUGACCUUUGCCACAGGAGUCACCGUGGCCCUCAUAAUGCAGAUCUACUUUGGAGACCCUCAGAUUUUUAACCAGGGUGCGGUAGUAACAGAUGUGGCUCACUGCACAUCUCUUGGGUUUGAGGUGUUGGGAAAACAGGGCUCCAGUGUGGAUGCUGCCAUUGUAGCUGCCCUUUGUCUUGGAAUCAUUCACCCUCAUUCUUCAGGCAUUGGCGGGGGCGGAGUGAUGCUUGUGCAUGACAUACGUAAAAAUGAGAGUCGAGUCAUUGACUUUCGUGAAACAGCACCAGCUGCCAUCCAUGAAGAGAUGUUGCAGUUUAGUCUUGAGCAGAAGCCAGGCCUGUUGGUGGGUGUUCCAGGGAUGGUUAGUGGAUUACACCAGGCUCAUCAGCUUUAUGGAAGAAUGCCUUGGAAAGAAGUUGUUACCAUGGCAGCAGAUGUUGCUAGAAAUGGAUUCAAUGUGACUCACGACCUGGCGGAUGCACUGAACAAAGUGAAGGACCAGAAUGUUUCGGAGGCAUUUCGAGAGCUGUUCCUACCAGACGGCCAGGCUCCACUGUCAGGCUUGUUCACUCAUCGUCUUGAUCUUGCGGCCAUUUUGGACAGAAUUGCUGCUAAUGGAGUUUCUGAGUUCUACAGUGGCAACCUGUCACAGGAAAUGGCCUCUGUGGUCCAAGCCAGUGGAGGUGUGCUCACUGAUGAAGAUUUUAGUAACUACAGUACAGUUUUGCAAGAGCCAGUGCAAAGCCUCUAUCAGGGGCAUCAAGUCAUGGCAGCACCCCCUCCUCAUGCCGGAGCUGCUCUCAUCACAGCACUGAACAUCCUAGAGGGCUUCAACAUCACCAGCCAGGUGCAAAGGAAUAGCACCUUCCACUCCAUCGCUGAGAGUCUGAAAAUUGCUUUGGCUUUAGCCAGUGGAUUAGGAGAUCCCAUGUAUGACCCAUCGCUCUCUGAAGCAUUGACACAGAUGCUCAGUAAGUCCCAGGCUGCCUCAUAUCGCCAAAUGAUCAACGACUCUCACGCCUCGCCUGCGGGAUACUAUGCCUCUGCAUACGCACUGGAGGAAGGAGCAGUGGCCAGUCAAGUCAUGGUCAUGGGACCAGAUGACUUCAUCGUAUCUGUUAUGAGCUCUCUUAACCGUCCAUUUGGAAGCAGGAUUGUUACCCCCUCUGGAAUCCUCUUAAACAGCCAGAUGCUUGACUUCUCCUGGCCAAACAAAACCCAAGCGCCCACCCCACCCAAUCCGCACAACAGUGUCCAACCUGGGAAGAGGCCACUUUCUUUCCUAAUGCCUACAGCAGUGAGACCAUCCUUGGGCCUGUGUGGCACUUACGUUGCCCUUGGUUCUUCAAAUAGUGACAGAGCUCUUAGCGGUAUCACUCAGGUUUUAGUCAAUGUCUUGUCCUCUCGCAAAAACCUGAGUGAUAGUUUGACAUAUGGCAGACUCCACCCUGUCUUGCAGACUAACACACUCCUGGUGGACUCUGAGUUUCUGGAGGAAGAUGUCGAGAUGCUGCUACAGAAAGGCCAUGAGGUACAUAGAAUAGAUAUCCUAUCAUUGGUGGAAGGCACCAGAAGGACCAAUGACCUGAUAAUAGGUGUGAAGGACCCUCGUAGUGCAGAUGCCUCCGCUUUGACUAUGUCAAUGUCUGUACCCUAG